Molecule: messenger RNA, 2265 nt
Organism: Paramecium tetraurelia
Lineage: Eukaryota; Ciliophora; Oligohymenophorea; Peniculida; Parameciidae
Exons: 2
Biological process (GO): exocytosis; exocyst localization
Cellular component (GO): exocyst
Molecular function (GO): SNARE binding
Source: RefSeq, a predicted model, not a curated record
AUGUAUUAAUGUUAAAAAGUGUUUUAAAAUGAAGAAGAAGCCAAGGCUGCAGCCAAUCUAACUAUUAUGGAAAUCUUAGGCAAUCCAAGCUAUUAGGAAGAUGAGAAGUUCGACAAAUUGCUUAAUUCGUUUAUUGAACAAUAAUUGGAACUAGAAGACAAGAUUUAGAAGAUGAUUAAAUCCUAAAUAGAUGCACUCAAUAAAACUAAGACUUUUAUGGAUCACUGCUUUAACAAUGUUGAAAAAUGCGAAUAACAAAUAGAAAUUCUAAAUUAAGAAUUUGAUAAUGAUGCUCAAUUUCAUAAAGAAUUAGUCAACUAUGAGAAGAUAUUUUUUUAUCGCAAAAAUAUUGGAUUAAUGCUUGAUCAAAUGAAGUACAUAUUCAGAGUCUAAGAAGAAAUUGAUAAAAUGAAUUCUACAUUUUAAAGUGGAAAUUGUGAUUACGAGAAUCUUCAUUAUAAACUAAUUGCUUUGGUGGAUAUUCGAGAUAACAUCAUAGAAGCAGUUAAUACAUCUCCAUAAUCGAAAUAAGACUUAAGUGUUAUCCUCAAUGAAUUCAAAUGUCUAUCAGAAUUUGAGAACAAGUUCUAUGACAAGAUAUACGAGAUCUUUUUGACAACAGUUGAAGCAUCUAUCAAGAAACCUUAAUAAUUGAUAAAGGCAUUACAGAUCAUUGAAACUGCUGAUAAAUCUAGGGAAUUAAGAAAGAAGGAAUUGAUUUAUAAAAAAAGAGCCAUAGUAACUAUUUAAUAGGGCAUUGAUGAGAAAUUUAAUUAGAAAUUGAAGGAUGCAAAGGAUGCAGUCUAAAUUUUAGAGCAAUCUAAGUUUUCAUCUGCUGAUUUGAUUUUGGCAUUUGAUCACACUGUAAAAUGCUUCCCAAAACAUUAUGAUAUUUUUAAGAUUAUUGAAGAUUAGUAUAAAGUAAAUGUAGAAAAGAGAAUCCUUCCCUUCCUUGAAGAUGAGUAAAAGGUGACUGAGUCAUUUGGUACUUUAAUCAAUUUACUAAGUUGGGUUGAUUCCUAUGAAUAAUUGUUAAGCAGAGUUGGUGAACAGAGUGAAUCCUACGUUGCUUUAAGAUGCAAAGUUAAAUCUUACAUGCCCAUCUUUCAAGACCAUGUAAAUAAUUUAAUUAUCGAUUAUUCUGAAAAGGCAAUAAGAAAGGACAAGAGUGAAUAGCAAACUUUAGAAAACAUCACUAAACUUAUUAAAACUAAAUAGGAUUUAUUAACCUACUUCCCAGAAGAUAUAUUCCACUUUAUCAAUUAAUAAUUAGAUAUUCUUGGUCCAAAUCUAAAGGGAGAAAUAUUUAUUGAAUUUAUUCGUUCCGUCUGUGGUACUCUAUCCGAAGUCUUGAAAAAAGAAUGCAGAGAUUUUAUAAAUGAACUACCUAGCAGUGAGUAGGAAGGAGAAGUUUCACCUAUUUACCUGCUAGUUUUACAAACCAAUAAUUAUUACAAAUGCAUGACAUAUUCUAAUGAAACAAAGGAAUAUUGCUUAAAGUUUUGUAAUUAGUUAAUAUCAGAAAGAGUCUAAUAAAUAUUUUAUUAAGAUUUGACUGGAGGUUUCAACGAAAUCAUUAAUUUGUUGUUAGAAAAAUCCUGUAAGUUGGUUUUUAAUGAAAUUAAUGAUUAAAUUAUCCCAUUUCUAUUCUCACCCAAAUGGUAGAAUGAGAACUUGAUAGAUCAAGCAUUAUUCACUAUUAAGGAUUAUCUUAAGGACAUUUAAUUAUUAAUGUUAAAUUAGAUUCAUUUUAACAAGCUAGUCAAAUUGAUAUUCAAAUAACUAAUCACCACAUAUGAAGAAUAAUUAUUAUUUACUGUAUAAUUCAUUGCAGGCAUUCCUAAAGGUUACUUUCCCAAAUUGUUAACAAACCUGAGUUUUGUGAAUGAAUAGGAUAAAGAUAAGAAAAAGAAAGAAAAAGACAAGAAGGCAGCUAUUUAGAUGAUACUGUCUAACAAAGAGUUGGUUGUACCAUAAAUGCAGAGAGACAAGGAAGUCAUAAUGAAUUCUAUAGAAUAAGAUUAUAUUACUUAGGUCGGUAAGACAAGUGCUUAAUAGUUUGAUAAGAUCUUGACUACUCUUAUCAAAUCGAUCAACAAUCCAAAGAGUGAAAUUGAUGGAUUGCUUCAACUUUAUCCACAAAGUUUUGAAUCAUAUGCUGUGUAUAUUUUGGAGGUAGUUUUUUGGAUGAGAGAGGAUUGCGAUUCGAAAUAUAAGUAAUAAAAAAUGGAAAUAUUAAAUAAUUUAAUAAACAAGAAAUAAUGA